UGUCGUCUCUCUCUCUCUGUCUUUUGAUCUCCAAACCGCGAAGGAACAACCCAUACGCACAGCCUCCGGUUUUGAUCCUGUGUGCUUCCCACUAUCACCCUCUCUCUGCACAGACAUCAAUGAAAAAGACUUGAAUUCCAAAUUCCCCUCCCUCUCUCUCCCUCUCUCUCUGCGCUUGUAAAAUCCCUCCAAAUUCUCCCGCCCGCCCACUGUAAUCCACAAUGCUCGAUUCUUUAUUCUAAUUCUUCCCGGUUUGCGCCAAUAAUCACGACCCUGUUCAGUUGUUGAUAUAUAUAAGCAACCCCACAAGUAAAUUUCCUUUCUUGGACAACUGUUGAGUUAUUUCUCGAAGGGGAAACUAGACGAUAAACAUGGGGAAGAAGCUCCGGGUGGCGAAGCAGCAGAACGGGACUGCGUCGGAGGUCGGCGAAGAUCCCGGGGUCUCUUCGAGGACUCGAAGCGGGCGUCGGAGAGCGACGAGCGAAGCGAAAGUCCAAGCUCGGGCAGAUGGCGAGAGCGACGAGCUCAAGUUCCCCAAGCAAUGCCGCGCGAGGCAUCUGGAUGAAAAUGGGAAUGCGGUGGAAUCCACAAUGUGUCAUCAGUGCCAGCGGAACGAUAAGGGAAGGGUAGUUCGCUGUACGAGAUGCAGGACAAAGAGAUAUUGCAUCCCCUGCAUAAAUACUUGGUAUCCUCAAUCAACAGAGGAGGCCAUUGCGGAGGCUUGCCCAUUUUGUUGUGGCAACUGCAAUUGUAAAGCAUGCUUGCGCCUGGAUGGGUCACUGAAAAAAAUGCUUGACGCUGGACUAACCUAUGGUGAUGUUGAAAAGUUGCGACACAAUGUGUAUAUUUUGCGAAAGCUUCUGCCAGUCCUGCAGCAUGAGAAUCAAGAGCAAACAUUGGAGAAAAAAUUGGAGGCAGAACUUCAAGGUUUAUCCUUAUCAGAGCUAAGGGUACAGAAAGCAGAUGUUGACGAAGAUGAACGUGUGUACUGCAACAACUGCAGAACCUCUAUAUUUGAUUUUCACCGAAGCUGUCCAAACUGUUCGUACGACCUCUGUCUCAUUUGUUGCCGUGAAAUCCGCGAGGGUCACCUCCAGGGAGGUGAAGAGGAGGUGGUCGCAGAAUACGCUAAUUAUGGAUUUGACUAUUUGCAUGGUGGUAAGCCUCGCCGUCAACGUCUAGAAGAAAAGGUAGACAUUAAUGUCAAUGAUGUAUCUACCUCAGAUGACAAUGUGAAGUCAGUGUUGGAGUGGAAAGCUAAAGAUGAUGGAAUCAUACCUUGCCCUCCAGAAAUUAUGGGUGGUUGUGGAAAUGGCUUGCUCGAAUUGAGGUGCAUAUUUCUUGAUAAACCGCUCUCAGAUUUGGUUGAAAAAGCUGAGAAAUUAGUCCAAGGAUAUGAUUACUUGGAGAUUCAAGAGGAUCCUGGGCAUCGAUGCUCUUGUUUCACAUCAGAUGGCAUUGUUGACCUCGCCAGUGAUAAGUUGAGAAAAGCAGCCUCCCGUGAGGAUUCCGAUGAUAAUUAUCUGUUUUGCCCAACAGCUAAGGACAUCCAAUCUGAAGAUUUGAAGCAUUUCCAGUCCCACUGGACCAAAGGCGAACCUAUUGUCGUAGGCAAUGUUCUUGAAACUGCAUCCGGAUUGAGUUGGGAGCCAAUGGUCAUGUGGCGUGCAUUUCGUCAGAUUACCAAUACGAAACAUGGUCAACACUUGGAUGUGACAGCAAUUGAUUGCUUAGACUGGAGUCUGGUGGAUAUAAACAUUCACCAAUUUUUCAAGGGAUAUACAGAAGGUCGAUCUGACACUAAAUCAUGGCCUCAGAUACUAAAGCUGAAGGACUGGCCACCAAAAAAUGCAUUUGAGGACCGAUUGCCACGCCAUGGGGCCGAGUUUAUGACUGCGUUGCCUUUCAAGGAAUAUACGCAUCCUCGCCAUGGAAUUCUUAAUGUUGCUGUGAAGUUGCCCGAUAAUAUCUUGAAACCAGAUCUUGGGCCGAAGACAUACAUUGCUUAUGGAGUUCACCCAGAGUUGGGGCGUGGAGAUUCUGUUACAAAGCUUCAUUGCGACAUGUCUGACGCUGUAAAUAUCCUGACACAUACUGCAGAGGUGGUUCUCACUCCUGGUCAGCUUCGUUGUGUUAACAAGUUGAAGCAAAAACAUUUUGCACAGGAUAAACGAGAGCUGUAUUCUGAUUCUAAUGUGGGGAAACAGUUUGAGGAGAGAAAGCUGUCAUCGAUCUGUGAGACUGAAGAGGUGGAUGUAGCAUUAAAGAAUGACUGCCCUAGUACAUUGCAUGGAGAUACUGACCAGCUUGUUUGUGAAGUUAAUGAUCCAAAGAGUGAUUCAAAUCACAAUAACAUGGAUUUAUCAGUGGACCAGGAAGUGAAGAGUGAGUCCGCUUUAACAUUAGAAGAGAAAUCUGUUUGCAAUUCUACUGAAGUGGGUGAGACAGAUGGCACAACGAAAAGAGGUAAUCCGGGCAGGAAAAGGAAGAGGAGAAAGCAUUCUGGUGGAGUAAAGUCGAGUAAACUCAAAAUUGAGAUGGAUGACCUGGAAGAUCUGACUGAUGAGGAAGUACUGGGUUCCCCAGAUAACAUGAGCGAGAGUAAUGAAAUUAACCUGGAUUCUGCAUCAGAGGGGAUAGAACAGACAGAGGGAGGUGCACUUUGGGAUAUUUUUAGGCGACAAGAUGUUCCAAAGUUGCAGGAAUAUCUUAUGAAGCAUUUUAAGGAGUUUAGACACAUCCAUUGCAACCUUCUGAGCCAGGUUGUCCAUCCAAUUCAUGAUCAGACAAUGUACUUAACUUCAGAGCACAAGAGGAAGCUGAAGGAAGAAUAUGGAAUUGAGCCCUGGACAUUCGUUCAAAAACUUGGAGAUGCUGUUUUUAUUCCUGCUGGCUGCCCCCAUCAAGUUAGAAAUUUGAAGUCGUGCAUCAAAGUUGCGCUCGACUUUGUCUCACCUGAAAAUAUAAAGGAGUGCCUUCGACUAACAGAAGAAUUCCGUGUACUUCCUGCAAAUCACCGGGCCAAGGAAGAUAAGUUGGAGGUGAAGAAAAUGGCUGUUUAUGGAUUGCAAAGGGUUGUGAAAGAUCUGGAAGCACUUUCCAGGCUGAACGUGAUAUUAGCAAUUGGUUCUAGAAGAAAGCACUAGGCUGAAAUGAUCAGAGCAUUGUUUGGCUCAGUGAAGAGGAAAAGAUGAAGUGGAGGAAGAUCCUGAAAAUGGAAAUGGGACUCGAUGCACUUUCUUUCUUUUUUUUUGGAGGGGGGGGGGGGGGCGGAGGCAUUGGCACCAACGAAGCCUUCUGCAUUUUGAAUGAUCCUUGGUGAUUGAUUGACAGCAGCUCAGUUUUGUCCUCUGAUUUUAGUAAUCCUAGGCAGCGAGGACUUCCCCAUGCAAUGUAUUCUCUGAAGCUGGCAUUUUGGGUAUGACAAUUCCACCCUGUGUUGUAUAAUUUUGCACCCAACUGAAUCUCCUGUAGUUGAGAUAUGAUUCGGCUAAUUGGUCUAUUCGAGAGUGUCAAUUCUCAGGACUUCAGAGCAAUAUAAUUAGAGUGAAAAGUGUGUCACUUGUUUUUGGUGAUA
This is a messenger RNA of Rhodamnia argentea, 3577 nucleotides long. Its product is annotated as lysine-specific demethylase JMJ25-like. Gene Ontology annotation, biological process: regulation of transcription by RNA polymerase II. The record is from RefSeq and is a predicted model, not a curated record. Gene Ontology annotation, cellular component: histone deacetylase complex; chromatin. Bases 372 to 3146 code for a protein of 924 amino acids. Gene Ontology annotation, molecular function: histone H3K9 demethylase activity; transcription coregulator activity; chromatin DNA binding. The transcript has 14 exons. Lineage: Eukaryota; Viridiplantae; Streptophyta; Magnoliopsida; Myrtales; Myrtaceae.